This is a messenger RNA of Chroicocephalus ridibundus (black-headed gull), 11615 nucleotides long. It is a transcript of the gene PHF21A, whose product is annotated as PHD finger protein 21A. The record is from RefSeq and is a predicted model, not a curated record. Gene Ontology annotation, cellular component: histone deacetylase complex. NCBI's taxonomy places the organism in Eukaryota, Metazoa, Chordata, Aves, Charadriiformes, Laridae. The transcript is spliced from 19 exons. Gene Ontology annotation, molecular function: chromatin binding. The coding region runs from base 718 to 2778 and encodes 686 amino acids. Gene Ontology annotation, biological process: negative regulation of transcription by RNA polymerase II.
GCGGGGGCGCGCGCGGCGGCGUGUCGGGAGCGCGCCGCAGGCAGGCAGGCAGGCAGGCAGGCCGGCGGCGGAGGGAUCCCGUCGAGCGGUGCUGCGGCCGGGCCGGGUGAAUGGGAUUGAAGAAGAGUUCAGCUUCUCGGCUUGUUUUUGUGUCACAGUUUCUCUCCUCCUGCGCCUCUCCGGCUUCGUGCCUCCCUCCCCGCCCGCCCCCUCCUCCCCGCCGCAGGAGGAGCCCCCCGCGGAGAGGGGGAAGGAAAAGGACCCCACAGAGGCGAGAGCGAGCGAAGAGGAGGAGAAGGGAGCAACCUACCAUCUUCCACUCCCCGCUUAGCUUAAAGAAAGUGAGAGGAGAGGAGAGAGAGAGGCGCCCAGAAGAGGGGGACAGGGAGGCCCGGAGGAGCGGCGGCGCCGGCACCCUCCCCCUAUGAAGAAGAGUCCUCCCCCUCACAGAGAGGUCCUGCCAGGGGGACCCCGGCCGGCCCGCACCACCACCGCCGCCGCCAGCAGGCGCCGGGAAAAUUCCGUUUCUUCUGCAACUUGUUAUUCAGGAGCCGAGCCUGCCCCCCUCGCCCUGGGGCUGCCCUUCCCGCACAGGAGGGGGUAGAGAGCUGAAGGGGAUAACUUUCUUAAAACUGCACUGGUGUUAAAGAGGAAACCAGAAACUAAAGGCACUGGAAUCAGCAAAGAUACUUCUAGAGAAAGUGGAGAAGGUAGAGAAUGGAGCUGCAGACUCUACAGGAGGCUCUGAAAGUGGAAAUUCAGGUUCACCAGAAAUUGGUUGCCCAAAUGAAGCAAGAUCCGCAGAUAUUUUUUCUUUCUAAUCAGAACGCUGAUUUGAAGAAACAGCUUCAUGAACUUCAAGCCAAAAUCACAGCUCUGAGUGAGAAACAGAAAAGAGUGGUGGAACAGCUUCGAAAGAAUUUGAUAGUGAAGCAGGAACAGCCAGACAGUAAGUUUCAAAUACAGCCAUUGGCACAGUCAGAAAACAAACUACAGACACCACAGCCGCAACCACUACAGCAGCUACAGCAACACCACCAUCAACAGCAGCAGCAAUCUACUGCACCCUCUCCAAACGUGAUCGGAUCACAGAAAACUGUAACUACAGCUUCUAUGAUCACCACUAAGACACUACCUCUCGUCUUGAAAGCAGCAACUGCGACCAUGCCUGCCUCUGUUGUGGGUCAGAGACCUACCAUUGCCAUGGUUACUGCUAUCAACAACAAUCAGAAAGCAGUCCUCAGCACUGAUGCGCAGAAUGCACCAGUCAACCUCCAGACAACAAAUAAGGUCACUGGGCCAGGAGCUGAGGCAGUCCAAAUAGUGGCAAAAAACACAGUAACUUUGCAGGUUCAGGCUACGCCUCAGCCCAUAAAAGUGCCGCAGUUCAUCCCUCCUCCCAGACUUACUCCUCGUCCAAAUUUUCUUCCACAGGUUCGACCUAAACCAGUUGCCCAAAAUAACAUUCCUAUUGCCCCAGCACCUCCUCCAAUGCUUGCAGCUCCUCAGCUUAUUCAGAGGCCUGUGAUGUUGACAACAAAGUUCACACCCACCUCUUUACCCAACUCUCAGAACUCCAUACACCCUGUUCGUGUAGUUAACGGGCAGACAGCAACCAUAGCCAAAACUUUCCCUAUGGCACAGCUCACCAGCAUUGUGAUAGCAGCACCGGGUACCAGGCUCGCUGGACCUCAGACUGUGCAGAUCAGCAAACCAAACAUUGAAAAACAGACUAUUAAACCACAUGUGGAAGCAGAAGAGAAGCAAACAGAAAGUCGUACAGUUACUCCACCUGCUGCACCGAAGCCAAAACGAGAAGAAAAUCCACAGAAACUUGCCUUCAUGGUGUCUCUGGGACUAGUUACUCAUGACCAUCUGGAAGAAAUCCAAAGUAAGCGACAAGAGAGGAAAAGAAGAACAACAGCAAAUCCAGUGUACAGUGGAGCCGUUUUUGAGCCUGAGCGCAAAAAGAAUGCAGUCACGUACCUGAACAGCACAAUGCAUCCCGGGACACGUAAAAGAGGUCGUCCACCUAAAUACAACACGGUGCUGGGGUUCGGGGCUUUGACCCCCACAUCCCCUCUAUCCAGUUAUCCUGACUCCCCCGAAAAUGAAAAGACAGAGACCACAUUUACUUUCCCCGCAGCUGUUCAGCCUGUGUCCCUGCCUAGCCCCAGCUCCACAGACGGCGAUAUCCAUGAGGAUUUUUGCAGUGUUUGCAGAAAAAGCGGGCAGUUGCUGAUGUGUGACACAUGUUCACGUGUUUAUCACCUGGACUGUCUGGACCCGCCUCUGAAAACCAUUCCCAAGGGCAUGUGGAUCUGUCCCAAAUGUCAAGACCAGAUGCUAAAGAAGGAAGAAGCAAUCCCAUGGCCAGGAACCUUAGCAAUUGUUCAUUCAUAUAUUGCAUAUAAAGCAGCAAAAGAAGAGGAAAAACAGAAACUACUUAAAUGGAGUUCAGAUUUAAAACAGGAAAGAGAACAACUAGAGCAGAAGGUCAAACAGCUCAGCAAUUCUAUAACGAAAUGCAUGGAAAUGAAGAAUACCAUCCUUGCAAAACAGAAGGAGAUGCACAGCUCCUUGGAGAAGGUAAAACAGCUGAUCCGCCUCAUCCAAGGCAUCGACCUUUCAAAACCCAUAAACUCUGAAGUCAAUUCAGUAGCCAUCUCCAAUGGCAUGGACUCCACUAACAAUACUAAUGCUGCCACCUCCACCUUAGCCCCCUCCCCUUCCCAGAGCUGCAUGGUGAACUGUAACAAGAGCGAUGAGACUAAAUAACACAGUGAAGUUAAGAAGGCGCCAAGGGAGGUGGCGGCAAGGAGGAAGAGCAAAAUAAUGAAACUCUAGAAAAGCAAAACCGGAUUUCUUCUGGAAAGUGCAGAAUUCUUUAGUUCUUUGGUUCCAGAGAGAGCGUGAAGAUGCUUGUGCCAGGCGGCACCGGAGUUUGCCAAUUGAUCCUUCUUAUUCUGUGUGUACAUGCAAAGUUUGGAUCAUGUUACAUGAAUAGUGCCAGCUGGGGGUUCUUUGCCAGCACCAUGCCAAGUGAAAUAAUAUAUUUACUCUCUCUAUAUUUUACACCAGUGUGUGCCUGCAGCAGCCUCCACAGCCACUAUAGGUUUGUUUUAUUUUUGUUUGGGGUGAGGAGCAGGGAUGAGGGAGGAGAGCAGGUUUCAAAUCCUUAUUUGCAGAACAGUUUGUUUAGCUAGGGAAAAACAAAAACAAGUCCAAAGAGCCUGUGGGCUUUUCCUGUUUCUAAACUCUCAGUACUAUUAAACCAAAAAAACAGAAAUAUAAAUUAUCAAAUCCCAGUGCCCAGAAGGGACGAGUCUAUCAAAUAAGCAGUAUUUACUAUUGUUUAGACAGGAGAUGUACAAAAGGAAAGGAGAUGGACUUUUCACUGAGUAACCAGCACAUGUACAGGCUGAGGAUCUACUGUCCCAACAGCUUUGGGUUAAUCCUAUUUCUUCACAUUAAACACCAGACAUGCUUUGCAGAAUUGUUUGGGUCCUCACACUCAUCCAGAAAGCCUACGUUGGGAACGGGAAAACAGAGGGCCAGAAUCCAGGGUCAGCUUGGAGCAUUGGACGGAGGUGUCCCAAGAGAAAAUGUGCAUUGAUUACUUGAAAAUGAGAUUCCAACCCUUUUCUAUAUUUAUAAACAACAAAGGUAUCCUGAACAAAGUAACACAUGACCCAGAUGUGUGAACUGAACAGAGAAAUGUCCUUUUCUUUCACUUCCUUUCUCUUCUUUUGGUAACAAGAACUAAAUAAGGAAUAGAAAAGCUGUUUUUCAGGCUGACAGUCUAAUUAAAGAGGUAGAUGGGACCUUGCAUGGUAUAGAUUAGAAGUAAUAGUGUCAGUGAGAUACAGUGAGUCUUUGUGAGUCCUUGUGUCAUCGUUUUGGGCACUGUUUUUUUAUGCAAGGGCAAAAUCUUUGUAUCUGGGGGAAAAAACCAACUUUUUUAAAUUAAAAAGGAAAAUAAAAGAUAUUGAGGUCUUCCUAGUGUUACUUAAAAUAAGAUCAAGGUAAGAAACAUUGUAAAAAAAAAAAAUUACAAAAGUGCUAUUUGUUUCCUAAACAAGUGAUUUCUAUUAAAAAGGUGUCAGAACUGGAGAAAAUGCUGUGUACUUAGAAUUUUUUAACACAGACUUUGCUUAUUUAUGAUGACAUUCUGUCUGCUGUGUUUGUGUUUUAAAAUCCAAUGGGACAGUUUCCGUAGAUUAUACAAUACGUGCUACUGGCUAAACUCUAAGAGAAUCAAAUCCCACAGUGCUGGAUCUCGCCCCACCUGGGGGAUCUGCCAGGCUUGUCUCUGCCGUUACCGUAUCUCCCCCAUGCUUUCAUAUGUUUGUAGCCCAGAGAAAAGCAAUUGGCAGCAUGCUUGUUUAAGGCUUUUAUAGUUUUGUGAUAUGGACUGAUUAGAGCUUGAGAAUGAAAGACAGUGAGUUGGUUGGACUAAAAAUCGCCUUCUGUUACAUCCUCUUGUUUAAGAAGUUCAUCUCAUGUAUAAUCUUUUGGCUCUAGAGAGCAAGGCUUGCCUUAUGCUUCCUUUUAUUGUGGGGUCUGUCACAGUUGAGAUUGCUGAUUCUGGUCUCUUCGGGUUGUGUCCCAGAGCUGCCUAGUUUCACUACUGCGUAUAAACAUUUGGGCAAACCCCAUUUCCACUGGAAGUACUGGGAAAACUCCCUUUACUUCCAGUGGGAGCAGAGUUGAGCCACUACACAGACAACGUGAGGCAGAGUCCCUGGUGUGGUGCCCUUGGGAGCAUGCGUUGGGUGGCGAGGCAGACCUGCUCAACUGUUUCUAGUGGAAGACAGAAAAGCUUUGGAUUUCAAGGAUGUAUUUCUGAGCAAGAAUGAGUGAAUACUCCAGACACUACAUAGCCUGAGAGGGUCUCUUUGCUGCCGCAGCCAAGUAUGCUUCUGUGGGAUUCUUGGAGCUGUUUUCUUCGCUCUCCUUCAGGUUGCCCUUCUGCCCUUUAAAGACUUUUAUUCCUUCUGUAGGAGCGUGCACUAUUUUCAGCUCUGAGCUCAGAACUGGUAUCCCGAGUUCUCACAUUUGUCUGUAGCUGGGAAAGUGACUCUUCUGUGCACUUCUCAGCUGAACCUGUGAUAACCUAGACUCUGUCUUUUGAUGUUUGAGUUUUGUUCUGAACUAGCAGAGCUGGGAGGAUAAGUUAGCACAAGUGGCAGGGAGACAGCUGGGCAGAUGACGUCAAAACUGAUCAAACUAAAAAUGUCCUUGCAUCAACCCAGUUACCAGUGGGGGUCAUUACCAUAGGGCAGCACUGGGCCAGCAACCCGUAGCAUUUAAACAAAGGACUAUGUAUUUCAAGGGAUGAAGAGAAAAAACAAACUGAACACGAGACUUCUUUUUUUAGAAUAUGAGCCAGCAACUAACGGCCAGAUACUCAGGAGAAACUCUCUUUGAGUUUGUUCUCUAGUUGGGUUUGUUCUCUAGUUGGCCGCUUGGGUAAUUCUUAACAUCAUCUUCUGAAGCACUGAGUACAUUCCUGGUAAGACGCAAUCUUUAGGAAUAGGUGCACUGAGUCUUCGUAGUUCUCAUGUUCUUAUUGCUGGUGUUAUCUUCUGAGCUCUCUUGGAAGCACUGCACUAUUUGGGGAUAGCAAGCUAUGCCUGAAGACUCAAUCGUCCUUCUGUUUUCUUUGCCAAUUUGGGAGGGGACGGAAGUGAAAUUCACUGGUAGCCACAUUUAAAUUUGAGCACAGUUAACCACCCAGAUGUUAAAAAAGCUAUUAUUGCUUUUCUGAGGCAUCUGCUCCUCUCCGGAAUCCGAGUAGAUAAGUAUAGACUUUUUUGUCCCUUUUGUUACAGCAUUUGUGUUCCAGACUGUAAAAGGAUGCCUUUAGUUAAUCAUUACCUGGCAGAGAAAUGAUCUUCAGUUAGACUUUUUGAUGCUGCUAGGUAGUCUUCUCUCUCUUGCUGAUCCGGUUUGGAUGCUUUCCCUCCUGGUUUUGCAGCAGUAUCCAUCAAUAGGCAAGGAGCAUUCCCAAGGCUGCACUGACACUGGCAAUGACGCUGAUACAUAGACAAAAGUAAAUUGGCGUUAUCACUGCCCAAUUAGCAACAGUAGGGUGGAAGGUGAAUUGUCAUUUGCUAAAUACAGAGGAAAAUGUGGGGUUUUUUUCUAGCGGCUCUAAGGGGUUCCACUCAAGGAAGAAAUUGAAACUCUCUGAAAUUUAAAACUCAAGCUUGACUUGGGUUUGCAUUGUUUGGGAUUUUUCCACAUAUAAUACUUUAGAGUGAGUUUGUAGUAAAACUUCUGCUCUUUGGGAAGCUGUCAUAAUGACUGGCCUUUUGUAUUUCCAAACCGCCAUCAAGAUACUAACUAAUUCUUAUGUCAUUGCUUGUCAUUGGUGGGAAAUAAGUGGCUUUUAAGUCUCUGUUAUAAAGGAGGAGAUGAGACCACAGAGGAAGCUCAUAUCAGAGGCGGUCCUGGCUCUCAGCCCAGUGCGAAGGGCUUUAAGAAGUCACCCUGCUUCCUUGCUCAGAAAGAGAGUAAGUAUCGCAGGAGCAGUUUUUUCCCUUCUCCUUGCAAUCUGUUCUUUAAACAGCUGGAAAGGGGUGUUGUGGUCUGAGUGGGAAAGCUAGCAUGUGACCUGGCUAGAAGAAUUAGCAUUCUCGUUAGUAUUCUCAUUAUCUACGUUUAGUGCCAGCAGUGGUUUUAGCAGAAACAUGGUAAAGGUGGUACUGCUGGGGCUGAUUGGCAGGCAGGGUGACUAGCAUGGAUGGUUCUUCAAAGACGUCAUUAGCCGGGAGUUACCAUGUUGGUGGGAUGAACUAAUGGUUUGCAUGAGCAAAACAAGGACUUUGUUCUCUGUUGCUGGCAAGUUUCUGUCGGCGGGGAUAUGAAUUAAAAGCCGCUAAACUAGAAAUUAAAGAGGUGAUAAUUUUAUGGGCAGAUCUGUUGGGUUUGUUGUUGGUAGAAAAAACCAAUAUUGUAUUUUAUCCUUCCUAGUUGACCAGGCUUAAGAAAGCACAUCUGUAUUCCAGCUGUCUAGAAAUGUGAACCCUAAUUCUGACCUCUUUGGCUUCAAAUCAUUUUCUUCCCUGUACCGUUGCAGAGGCAGCCCUGAAAAGCAGCAUGAUCAGCAUUCAGGAGGACCCAGAGUGAAAUCUCCCUCUUAGCCCCACCAAGCAGUGGCAGCCUACAAUAGAGGGAGUAAACUCUGAAAUUUCCUUCCCAUGUGGAUACAGUGGAAAAUACUUGUGAAUUUGCAGUGCACAUAUUUUUCUCUUUCUUCUUUUUCCCCAGCUGGGUUGCACCCUGUCCUCUUUGCUUCUGAAGCACUAAUGAUGAAUACAUGUUUUUUAAUGAAACAUGUUUUUUAAAAUAUCAUAUCCAGACGUCAAACCAAAAUUCACUCUUUUACUGAGGGCCUCUCUCGGUGAGCUGCUCAGAUGACCACUGAAAUACCGAUAUUACAAUUCCUUGUGGACCAUGCCCUUUUGGGUAGAAUUUGUUGUGUCUUUUAUGAACUGUUUUGACCCUUCUUCACCUCCAUUUGUCCUCCUUUGGGAUUCUGAAGAUCCAGGGCAAGUUCAGCCUUGCUGGGUUACUGCAGAGAGUUCUCUGACAAGUGUGUAGAAACUCUUCAGAAGAGUCAGGAACCUGGAGAAAGAGGAAGAUGUUUUGUCGUGCAGCUAAUUCAUUUGGCACUUAGGCUUGCCUGGCCAACAAACUACCUCAGCGAAGGCCAUUCCCAAGCACCGUGUGGAUUCUGUAGUUUCUGGCAUUCAGAAUGCAAAAGGUCUUCAAAGAACCUUUCCAACAGGCAGCUAGGUACUGGUCUCUGAGGGCACGUGAGGGAGCCUCGCAGCAACACGCUGUUGGAUCCUCGUUUUCAGUGGUCAGACUUGGGCCAGGGAAAGCCCUAAAAAUCAGGUGGGAUCAGGAAAACACAAGAGCUGCAGACAUCUUGUCUCCAGGUUAUUGCCGUCUUACUCAGAUCCUUCCUUAAGCCUCAGUCCUGUUUGUAACGCCUACAGAAUGGAAUGUAAUACUUGAAAAAUAUGACACUCUCUGUCCUUUAGCUCCCAUUUCCCCCGUGUUUAUCUCUUAUCUGGGACAAGAACUUUCUGCAUCAUUGUGUCUUGUACAGGCUGAGCACAUAGUUGAAACUUGCCAAUAAAGAAAAUUAUUUAUACCAUGCACUGGUAAGCUUGGUAAUUAUAGACCCAUGAAAAGACAAAACGCCUCUCCUAGAGGUCAAUUUAAGAUGUGGGCUUGUUUCAGAAAACCAAGACCUUACCUGUGUGAGGGUCUGUCUGUAGCCCCUGUCAGUAUUACUGAAGUACCCCAGGAGCGAAUGGAAAACAGGCUCGCCAGGAGCGCUGGUGCUGUGCGAAUGGCUGCGCUGGAGUCUGUCGCGUGAGAACAGUCAGGCCAGGGCUUCUCAUCGUCCCUGGCCAGAGCUGGCUGCUGCAGGGAUGAGGGAAAGGACAGAGGCCUGUUCAGAGAAGCAAGGGCAGGGAGAAGGGCUGGAGACAGGGGAAUGGAAGAAAGCAAGCAGGAGGAGCAAAAGAAAGCAAGACUACGUGGGGCAAAGCAGAGCAGAGAAAAGAAAUGGAAAGAGAUGAGAAGAAGGGAAAGCGAGGGUAGGAAAAAUCCAGGGGCGAAAUAGGGCUCCAUUGUGAGGAGACAAGUAUCCCUGCAGGUACAGGGUUUGAAAGUACAAUGGAAAGAUGAGAACAAAAAGGCUCUUUAUCCCACCACGAUUUCUGACUUGGGUUGAUCUCUGUUCCAAAGUGUGGUGGAAGAGUUUCUCAGCUGCAGAUGGGGACAAAAGUGGGCACUAAAUCACCCCUAGCUCUGCUUCUACUGCCAAGUCAUCCCACCCUGACCGGAGCCUUGUUUGACUUCUGUGGUACAACAUGGGACAAGGCAGAUCAGGCAGACCUUGGGGCAGCCAGAGCCUGUCCUCAUGUGGACUGAAUUAAUUAAAAAAUCCCCUGGCUAGCAAUGUUCCUGGGACUAGCCAAAGGUUCAGCUCGCCAGUGUGGUUUGCACCUUCCUAGUUCGAGUGUCACGAUCAGCCUAGUUGAAACCAGUGUCACCUUCCAGAGGUCCUGGGUCCUGAGUGAGCAGAGGAGAUGAUGCCGGGCAGGACCUGAGAGUCAGGUAAUUCUCGGCUGUCUCUUGGAGUAUCUGUGCAAGGUUCCUGUUCUCUGGGCCAUCACAUCUGGUAGUUCUGUGCCAAAACCCCUCUGUGCAGUAAUGCCUCCCUGUUUUCUGAGGAUCUGGUUUAUUUAGGGGCACAUAUAAAAAGGCAGUUCAGCAGAGCAGCUAGACAGGGGCAUGUGGUAAUUUUAACGUAACCCUUGAGGAGCUGAGCCUGGAGAGCCGCGCUGAGGGCCUGCAGCAGGGCUACAUUAAGCAGCAGCCCCUGGGGCACCUUCCUGGGAGAACGGCGCUCCUGGCUGGAGUGUGUUAGCAGGGUAGUAAGCUCUCAGUGUCUGUUCUUCUUCACUCUGUAGUGUCCCAGCAGGUGUCAAAUGCUUCAGACAGAGAAGCUCAUCCCAGUCCAUGUCUAGGAAGGAAGAAGUACUUAAGGGCAUGUUUACUAUUGGGAGCGCCCGGGGAACUCAAAAGCCUUGUAAGCUUGGCUCGGUCUGUCCUGGGCAGAGAGGUGGCGCAGAAAGGCGGCCGCCGCGAGCCAUGAGCAAUAUCGGUCUGCUGGCGCUCAGCAGACUUUUCACCACCCAGGGAAUUUGCAUCUUUUUUCUUUUUCCUGAAUUUACACUGGGAAAUGUACACCUCGACCAAUUCCUGCUCUUUUGUUGCCUGCCUUCUUUUAUCUGUGUUGUCGGAAAAGAUGUGAAGUAUAGUUGCCUCUGAGCUUCCAGAAAGCACUUUUCUUAGUGAGCAACCAGAAUGGCCGGGGGGGGCGGGGGUGUAGCUGAGGUCGGGAGGGAGGCAGUGGCUUAUGCCGGUCCGGCACGGAGCUCCCAGGGCUGUGUUCAGCGGCCACCCGUGAUUGUGGAUCCCCAGUGCUGAGGGUUGAGGCUGCAGCAGCACUGGGGCGACGCUGUGUCCGUGCAAGCACAGACCUGUCAGAUCCAGAUCUAUCCAGAUCUAUCAGGCCGGGCAUGCUGAAAUUGAGCGGGGCAGGACACUUAUUUAAAAAAGAAAGGGAGAAUCCCUCUGUGCCUCGCAUUCCCCUCGGUAAAGCGGGUACCGGCAGCUCUGGCACUGCACGAGCUGUUUUCCGUGGGUUGCGGGCACUGCUGAAGGAGGAGGUACAGUCGCGCUCCAUGCUGGGUGCGGCAGGAGGCUGCUUGUUUCUGCUUGUUCUGGGCUAAUGUGUAAUUUCUAAUCAUAGUCUCAUACGUUUUUUCCCUUUAACUAUCACUGGCAUCAAAACACUGAUUGACUCUAGAGCCAGAAGUAGCAUCUUACCCACCAGCUCUCCCUUCCAGAAGGUACGUUGUCUCUGAGUCAUUCCUGAUGCCCUACAUGACAGGCAGCCAAGACCCUCCUUAAGGAGGGUUUUUGCUACUGCAUAAGCCCCUGAGGCUGGGGCAGCUUCCCGGCAGCCCCAUGCAACCAGAGCCAAGAGGCGGUUAUGCCCCACGGACUACUUACAGCUGCCGGGCCCCCCCAGGCACCCUUUUACGCUGGCAGAGGCACCGUGGCCACCUCUCAUAGUCCCACAGGAGCAAAAAACGGGGGUGCUGUUGCAAACUACGUUAAGCAAGGUAACCGGGAGGAAGAUGGCUACUGCCAACCUGUUCAGGCUCCUGCGCGGGAAGGAAACAACUUCGCAGUGUUAACAACAGCGGAGCCCGUGGUGCAGAGCGGCAGCUUGCCUGGGAGGGCCCGGUGCAGCGGUGGUGUGGCUUCCCAUGUGGUACUUCCAUCUUUUGGGGGCUGACUGGCUCUAAUCUGCAAGCACCCACCGUGUCGUCCGCAGCCGAGGGCAGGCAGGUUGUGAAGGCAGCUCUGCCGGGGUAGAGAAAACACUCAGGCCUCCAUCACAGCUUCGCGUUCCUGCAAUCAUGCAGGCACCAUCUCAGCGGACUUGUUGAUGCCACCACCCGCCUGUGUGCUGUGCUUCGUCCUGUCCCUUCGCACCCACCGCGUUUCACCGAGACCAAGCUGUAAAAAGGGACUCCUGGCUUGGGGUCGGACCAGGAGCUGACACUGCAGGGCGCCGUGUCCGAGCUCCGGUCCCUCCUCGGCCCGCCCGACUUUUCACCAGGUGCUUUUGCUGAACAACCCCCGGUUCUGGCAGUGCAGCCCCCCACGUCCAUGGGCCCAGCGCUGCGAGGGGACAGUGGCAGCUUCUCUCCCGGCUGGGUUUCCCCACGGUGAAGCCACAGCUCUCUGCCCUCCGUGAGCCGGAGCCACCCGCCUGUGCUGCCCCUCUCCCCGCCAGUCUCCCGUCCUCGCAGGCCCUGGUGUAAAAUGCCCUUUCUGACCGGUACUGCUCUGUUGUCACAGAAUCACAUCUUAAGAACACCGACUCGUGAGCUGGUUUGGGUUUUUUAAAUAUCUCUAUUUUUUUUAGCCUUGAUGCUCAUAGUGAUCUGCAGUCUCUUUGCUGCCUUCAAGUCCCUUGUGGUUUUCAGUUUUGGUACAAAUGUGUUUAGAUU